This is a messenger RNA of Panicum virgatum (switchgrass), 1614 nucleotides long. RefSeq names its product calcium uniporter protein 6, mitochondrial-like. Gene Ontology annotation, cellular component: mitochondrial inner membrane; uniplex complex. Gene Ontology annotation, molecular function: calcium channel activity; uniporter activity. The record is from RefSeq and is a predicted model, not a curated record. The coding region runs from base 365 to 1270 and encodes 301 amino acids. Gene Ontology annotation, biological process: calcium import into the mitochondrion; mitochondrial calcium ion homeostasis. The transcript has 2 exons. NCBI's taxonomy places the organism in Eukaryota, Viridiplantae, Streptophyta, Magnoliopsida, Poales, Poaceae.
AAGCACUGCACAGGCAGGCCCAUGGCGGACGAAAAAGGAAAGAAGCCCCCACCGCUCCAAAAAUAAGCCAAACUCCACGCGAACGCGAACGCCGCCGGAACGCGGCCUCCUCCCAGCCGCUCCUCUCGUCUUCCUCGCCACCGCUUCCCCCCUUCACCUCUCCAUACUUCGCGCUCCGUCCCUCCUCCGGCUUUGACCCCCCCCCCCCCCCCCUCCACCCCUCUUAUCUCUCCCUCCCCUCCCGUCCGCCCACCACACGCAGCAUCCGAGGAGAGAGAGAGAGAGAGAGAGAGAGAGAGAGAGAGAGAGAGAGAGAGAGAGAGAGAGAGAGAGAGAGAGAGAGGCACCGACACCGACCCGACCGAUGUCAAUGUGGCGCGUAUCCCGCUCCCUCCUCCGCGCCGCCUCGUCCUCGGCCUCCGCCUCGGCGGCCGGGCGCGGGGCCUCCGGCGCGCGCCGCCUGUGGCCGCCGCCGCCGCCGUGCGCGCUCCAGCGCUGCAGCCCCAGCCGCGGCUACGCGUCGCUCCCGGGUGCGGAGGCGGCGAGGGGGGACGGGGAGGAGGAGGUGACGCCGGCGGAGGCGCGGCGGCUGAUGCGGCUGGCCAACGUCGACGCGCUCAAGCGGCAACUCGGGGACGGGGAGGUGAUCCCGUACGCGGACCUGCUGCGCGUGUGCCAGGAGGCCGGCGCGGCCAGGACGCGCGCCGAGGCCGCCGCGCUCGCGGGCGCGCUCGACGAGGCCGGCGUCGUGCUGCUCUUCCGCGACAGGGUCUACCUCCAGCCCGAUAAGAUUGUGGAUCUUGUAAGGAAAGCUAUGCCCCUUGCACUGACACCUGAAAACGAUCCGGGGAAGGAAGAGCUCAAGCAGCUCCAAGCUCAGCUGGAAGAUAUCAACAAGCUGGCGCACAAGCAAGUCCGACGCAUCCUCUGGUCUGGCCUGGGUUUCCUGAUCACCCAGGUCGGCCUCUUCUUCAGGCUCACGUUCUGGGAGUUCUCUUGGGAUGUCAUGGAGCCCAUCACGUUCUUCACGACCACGACGGGACUGGUUGUGGGGUAUGCGUACUUCCUCAUCACAUCAAGGGAUCCAACCUACCGUGACUUCAUGGAAAGGAUGUUUGAGUCUCGGCAGAGGAAGCUGAUCCAGAGGCAGAACUUCAACCUGGAGAAGUACCUGGAGCUCCAGAGGCGCUGCAAGGAUCCCCUGGAGAAGGCGUGCGGCGCGUCUAACCCUGACAUGGCUCAUCUCCAUGAGCUAUCCAUCCACAAAUGACAAAAUAUUCACCAUUGCUUCAGUACUUCUUUCAUUCUCUGGGAGCGAUCGCUACUAGCAAAAGUAACCGGUGUUUCUUGCACUUGUGAGACAGACCCACUUCCUCUGCCUGGGACCUUUUCGUCGGUCUUCUCCUAUGCAAAUGUGUAGGUCAGUAUAAUCCUUUUUUAGCGAUGCUGAAGCACAAGCACCUGAUAGUUGAAAGGCAAGCUCAUCUGUAUGACCAGAAGCUCACCCACUACCGAGAGCUGCAUAAUUUGCAGUCUCUGCUAAUACACUGUUUCACCGUUACUUGUUUUUAGCUUUAUAUAUCUUAUAUGGAAGCUCUUACAUUUGGUGGCAAA